UCACAUCUCAUCGGGAUCUGCGAGUUGCGUAGCUUUGUUCGAUGGUAUUUUUUUCGGUCCUGGAAUUGGAGAGGAAACCGCCAUUCUUGUUCCAACUCCUGGACCUUUUUCUUGCCGACACGCAGGGGUUUCUCUCUGAGGUUGAGGGAAAUGGGAGACAAUGCGAAAGAGGGUGAGGAGAAUUUGCCCAAUGGAACUGACUGGGAGGUUGUUUCUCUUACUGCAUCCACAUAUGCUGCUGCACCUGGUCCCAAACCUUUUGAGCCCACAGAUGAGGGUAUAAAUAAGGACUUUGACAAAAAUGAGCAAGGAUUUCCUGACACUAUGUUCAUGUCCAGACACUUUAUUUUCCCACCUGGCAAGACUGAGAAUCUUCCAGUAGAACCGGACUACAUUGAAAUUCACAACAAAUUCAAGGGCCAAGAUGCAAGCCUUGUUGAGGAAGAUGAUAAUGGACCCAAAAAUGCCCCUGAAGAAAGUUGCAUGAGUAAAUCUGAUGACAGCCUACAUGGAAUUCAGUUCUUUGAUAAUGGAAAGAGUCUCUCUGUUGGUGAUAUGGAGUUUGGGGAAGGCAAGGGAUUGCAACGGUUAAGCUUGCAUGGUGAAGAAUCAGCCAUAUUUAAUGCUUACCAUGCUGAAUCAGAUAUAAGCAGCUCGAUUCUAUGUAGUGAGAACAAUGAAAUUGCCAAGCACAAUGAUCUUUCUUGCCAAAAUUCAGAUUCUCCUUCGGAUUUUACAAAUGCUUCAGAGUUGAAUGAAGAAAACAAAAAGGAUGCCUCUCGCCUUCCAUGUGAAGCAUGGUGGAAAAGGAAGGCAGUACUUUUGUAUAAUCAUGCAAAGGAAGGGAAUGCAUUUUGGUCUGUCUUUGUGGCUGCUGCUCUAAUGGGGCUUGUGAUUUUGGGGCAGCGUUGGCAGAGAGAAAAGUUGCAGAUUCAGCAACUUAAAUUACAGUUUAGAACCAACAAUGAGGGUAUUAGCUGGACAGUGGGACCAAUUAGCCAGUUUAAAGGCAUUCUGGUAGGUGAACAUCAAUGCAAUCCACUGACCUGCGGUGAUGCUGUAUUCAACCGUUGAGAUUUUUGUUGAUGAUGAUAAUGAUGUUGACGAAGAAUGGUAGUGGGGUGAAGAGGGCCGAGGGUUUGCAGAGAGGUUUGGGAAUGUAAAUUACUACUGUGACUCUGGUAAAAAUGCUGGGACUGUUAGAUGUGAUUGGCUGUUCAGAUGGUGUUGGUGCAUUCCGUGUGUUGACAUGAACUCUUAAGUAGUAUUAUACAUAUAAAUAUGAGAAAGUUGUAUAUAUAAAAAUUUAAUAAUCCAGUCCCAGUUGGCUUAUGC
This is a messenger RNA of Elaeis guineensis (African oil palm), 1335 nucleotides long. RefSeq names its product ATG8-interacting protein 1. The record is from RefSeq and is a predicted model, not a curated record. Lineage: Eukaryota; Viridiplantae; Streptophyta; Magnoliopsida; Arecales; Arecaceae. Gene Ontology annotation, cellular component: intracellular membrane-bounded organelle.